AUGUCGACACUGUACGGCAGCGGCGGUGGUGGCCAUGGUGGCCCACGCCAGGGUAGUGGCGACUCGAUCUCGUACGACGCUAAGCCUGUGCUGCCUACGUCGCACACGAACCGUUCUCCUCGCAACAAGAACAAGGCAGCGGCGUGGUGGAGCGGCCUCACCCGCCCGGCCAAGAUUGCCUACUGUGCGCUGCUGGCCGUCAUUCUGCUCGCGCUCAUCCUCGGCCUUGCGCUCGGCUUGACGCUUGGGAAAGCGAAAGAAGAUCCGAACCCGGCAUCCGACUACGUGCCCUCUUCGAUCUCUGGGAACCGCACGUCGCUGCUGCAGUCCGGCUCCUGGUACACGGCGCCGUCGAACGGGACCAACUUCGCCUGGGCUUCGGCGAGCACGCAGCUGGGCAACUUCAGGGCGGACAGUCAGGGCGUCGACAUCAUCAUCAACACGACGCAGAAAUUCCAGGCGAUCGACGGGUACGGUGGGGCGAUGACCGAUAGUUCUGCAUCGCUGCUCGGCCGGCUCAAGGCGAGGGAGGUGGCGCUGUACAACCGUGUGAUGGACUUUGUCUUCAACAACGCUACGGGCAUCGGUGUUACGCGCGUCUCGAUGGGUGCGAGCGACUUCUCGGUCGACAACGAGUACAGUUACGUCGCCCGUCCGCCCGUGUUCGCGCAGGCCGCGGAGCAGCUCAACGACCCCUCGGCGCUCCUGGGCGAUUUCAACAUCGCGGGCACCCAGAGCGCGCUCUACACCAUCCCCGUGCUGGUCGAUGCGAUGCGGCGCAACCCGAAGCUCAAGGUGAUCCUGACACCCUGGAGCCCGCCAGCGUUUAUGAAGUCGAACAACACCAUGAACGGCGGCACGCUGCGGACUGGAUUUGUCGGCGUGCUAGCGCAGUACUAUGCGCAGACCGCACAGGCGUGGGCGCAGGCGGGCGUCAAGCCGUGGGCCAUGACGCUGCAGAACGAGCCGUCGAACCUGGCUGCGUAUCCGUCGAUGGGCAUGGAUUCGGAGACGCAGGUGCAGCUCGCUGUCGCGUUGAAGCGGGAGCUGGCGCAGCGCGGGCUCGGAGACGUGCAAGUGUGGGCGCAUGACGACAACUACAGCGGCUGGGAGAACGCGGCUGAGAUCGUCAACGGCAAUGCGUCCGCCGUGGAUGCGGUCGCGUUCCACUGUUACCGCGGCAGCCCGUCGCAGAUCGCCCAGUUCGAAGCUGCGCUUCAGAGCGGUGUGCGCAAGAACAUCCACAUGUCUGAGUGCACGGGUACUGGCAACCCCGCCAACCGCUGGUCUGGCAUCCAAGGCUGGUUGACCAAUGUCUACUGGCCCCUGCUCGUCCAGAACGCGCGCAGCGUCGUCCAGUGGAACUUGGCCCUAGACAACGGCUAUGGCCCGCGCCUGAAAACGUCCUACUGCGCCUCGUGCACCGGAUCCCUCACCCUCUCCUCCCCACACCACCCAGCCAAUCCCUAUGUCUCCUUCAACGACCAGCUCUACCUCACCUCGCACUUCUCCGCCGCCUCCACGGACUUGUCCAAUGUGGGAGGUGGCCAAGCCGUGCGUGUCGCCGCAGAGCAGGGUACGCUGUACUCACUGAACCGCGACGACUGGCAGUGCUUGAACUGGAUCGCGUAUGCUGCGCCGCUGAACGGCGCACAGUUGCAACAGGCGAGUACUGCGAACGGCGCGCCGGCCGAGAGGAGGGUCGGGUUAGUCGUGGCGAAUACGUGCAAGGGUACCAAGAACGUUGUGGUUUCCAGCGAUGGCAGGAGGUCGACCUUGCCUGUGCAGCAGGGAUUGACGAGCUUUGUUUGGACUGCGCCUUAG
Sporisorium graminicola is the source of this 1824-nucleotide messenger RNA. RefSeq lists its product as uncharacterized. Gene Ontology annotation, biological process: glucosylceramide catabolic process. The transcript has a single exon. Gene Ontology annotation, molecular function: glucosylceramidase activity. NCBI's taxonomy places the organism in Eukaryota, Fungi, Basidiomycota, Ustilaginomycetes, Ustilaginales, Ustilaginaceae. The record is from RefSeq and is a predicted model, not a curated record. Bases 1 to 1824 code for a protein of 607 amino acids.